GGAGCGCGGCGGGCGCGGCGAGCGCGCGGGCCGGGCGGCCGAGGACCCCAGGAGUGCUGCGUCCCCUGCCCCGUACCGGCCCCGCGCCUCCUCCCCGGCCAGCAGCGGUGGGUGCGCGGCGGGCGGACCUCUGCGGAGGCGGCGGGGGCUCAGCAUCGGGCCGGGGCCGGGGGGGCGCCGGGGCCGGGGGGCGGCGCUCCGGCCCGGCCCGGCCCCGCCCGAUGUCCAUGAGCGCGAACACCAUGAUCUUCAUGAUUCUGGGGGCGUCGAUCGUGAUGGCCAUCGCGUGCUUGAUGGACAUGAACGCGCUGCUGGACCGAUUCCACAACUACAUCCUCCCGCACCUGCGGGGCGAGGACCGCGUCUGCCACUGCAACUGUGGCCGGCACCACGUCCACUACGUGAUCCCGUACGACGGGGACCAGUCUGUGGUGGACGCCUCCGAGAAUUACUUCGUGACAGACAACGUCACCAAGCAGGAGAUCGACCUAAUGUUGGGGCUGCUACUCGGCUUCUGCAUCAGCUGGUUCCUGGUGUGGAUGGACGGCGUCCUGCACUGCGCCGUGCGCGCCUGGAGGGCCGGCCGGCGCUACGACGGUUCGUGGACCUGGCUGCCCAAGCUGUGCAGCCUGCGGGAGCUGGGCCGGCGGCCGCACAGGCCGUUCGAGGAGGCGGCCGGGAACAUGGUGCACGUGAAGCAGAAACUCUACCACAACGGCCACCCGAGCCCGCGGCACCUCUGAGCCGCGCGCAGGACUCGCGGGGCCGCCGGCCACCGCGCCCACGCUCACGGGACUGGACGGCCGGCCUGGGCCAGGGCGCCCAAGGCCGUCGGGCG
Molecule: messenger RNA, 838 nt
Organism: Bubalus bubalis (water buffalo)
Lineage: Eukaryota; Metazoa; Chordata; Mammalia; Artiodactyla; Bovidae
Gene: TMEM240
Product: transmembrane protein 240
Exons: 4
Coding region: 222-743 (173 amino acids)
Source: RefSeq, a predicted model, not a curated record